AUGCAUCAACAACAGCAGCCGAUUGGGCGGGCGGGCCAAGCCGCCCUCUUGACGUGGGUCAACACAUUUGCUCUCGACCGCAAGGUGGAGCGGCUAGAGGAGCUGGCGGACGGCCAGGUGUUUGCGCAGAUGCUGCACGACCUGGACUCGGAGUACGAUCCGGCCGAGCUGGAGCAGAACACGGGGUCGUCGGCGUGGUUGACGAACAAGCGCAAUAUCCAGUCGGUGUUCAAGGCGUUGACGCGGUACAUCAUUCACAAGGACCGGAGCGGCGCAAUCGAGUUUCUGCCGCGGACGGUAGACUUCCGGGCCAUCUCGGACAAUCUGAACGCCGAGGGACUGGCGCAGCUGGUGGCCGUGUUUGUGGCGACAGCGAUGUUGGGCAGCCACAACACGCAGUACAUCCCGGUGAUGCGCAGCAGCCUGACGACGGCCGAGCAGGCGGCGAUCAUGACGAUCCUACAGCGCAAGGCGGAGGAGCGGCAGCGGCUGGCCGACAGCGGGACCGACGGGGGUUCGCUGGACGAGGCCGAGACGGCGAUGCUGGGCACGGGCUCGAGCACGGGCGCGGGCACAGACGCGGCGCUGGUGGCAGAGGAGCGGCUGGCGACACUGGCGGCAGACUACGAUCGGCUCAGCAAGCGGCUGGCUGACACGAGCACGCGGCUGGAGCACCUGCAGAUGUCAUACGAGGCCAUCAAGGAGGAGCUGGAGCGCAAGGAGAAGGAGCUGGACAUGGAGCGACAGAGCCACGGGGCGACAGAGUCGCAGCUGGUGCGGGAGCUGCAGGAGAAGCUGCGCGAGCAGGACGAGCUGAUCAGCAGCCAGGAGGCGCAGGCGGAGGAGGACCGAGCGACCAAGCAGCGGCUGGCACAGGAGAGCGCGCAGCUGAAGCGACAGGCGGCACUGGUGGAGCCGCUGCAGGACCAGGUGCAGGAGCUGCGACACGCCAACGACGAGCUCAGCAAGAAGGCCAACACGGUAGACCGAUACAAGCAGAAGCUGGAGACGCAGCGCGGGCUGGAGACAGACCUGCAGAACGCACUCUACGAGCUGGGACAGAACAAGGAGGCGCUGAAGGAGCUGGAGGCGCUGCAGCGACGGGGCGGCCAGCAGCAGGCGACGAUCGAGCGGUUCCGUGAGAUGGUGUCAGGGCUGGAGCAGCAGAUCGAAGACAACCGACUGCAGCGAGCGGCGCUGGAGAGCGACGUAUACGGAGCCCACGUGCAGCUGGAGAGUCUGCGCGACCAGAGCCAGCUGAGCGAGGCGCGCAUCGCCGAGCUGGAGCAGCAGCUGCUAGUGCACGGCAUCGUGCUGGUGGGCAGCGGCAGCGGAGCGGCCAACGAGAGGGAGAAUGGAGCCGGAGCCGGAGGAGGAGCUCCAGGCAGCGUUGCGGGCAGUGCAGGUGGCAACAUCGAGGCAGCAGGAGGCAGCAGCGUGGCAGCCAAGACGUUCAGCCUGGAGGACGAGCUGCAGCACGAGCAUGAGCAACAACAGCAGGAACAGAAACAACAGCAGACGGUCGAGCCGACAGCACAGGCACUAGAGCUGGCACGGCUGCGGGCAGAGAACAGUCUGCUCCGAGGACGGCUCGAGUCGGGCACAGAAGGGGACCACCGGCUGCGGAACGAGCUGGAAGCGACGCGGGCCAAGGAGGAGUCGGCGCGGCAGCAGUACAGCGCGCUGCUGGAGAAGCACACGGUGGCCGAGGCGCAGGUGCAGGCGCUGCUAGGAGGACGAGCCGGCGAGGGGAGUGCCGUGCUGGCAGAGGCGCGACAGCGGCUACAGGCGGCAGAAGGCGAGCACGAGCAGCAGACGGCGGCGGCAGUGGCGCUGGAGCGACAGGUGGCCGACAGCCAGCGCGAGCUGUUGCGGCUGCGCGGCGACCUGGCCGCGGUCGAGAAGGGGUCGGUGGCCGAGGCGCUGGCCGAGCUGCAGGCAACCGAUCGGCUGGUGUCGGAGUCGCUGAGCCAGGAGGUGGCGUCGUUGCGGCGCGAGGUGCGCGGGCUGCAGCUGGACAAGGAGCAGCAGCAGCAGCUGCUGGUCGAGGCGCUGCUGUCCAAGGGUGGCAUGGCCAAGCGGGAGGCCGAGAUGGCGGCCGAAUCAGACUCGACUGCCGAAGCAGAGGCAAAAAAUGGGACGACGGCCGGCCAGCCGGACAAGGCGCACACAACAGCAGACUCUGCCGCGACAGAGGAGCAGCUGCGCCGGGUCGGCGAAAAGAACGAGAAGCUGCGGGCGGCCGUGAAGCAGCUGAAGAAGUCGCUGGCGCGACCGCAAUCGCUGGCGCGCAUGGGUCGACCGACCGACCGUCGGGGUCCCUCGCUCGGUCCGCCGGCCGUGCUGGCCGUUCGUGGCCGCUCUACCGGUGGUGGCAACAGCAACAGCCACAGCAACAGCACCAAUCUCGUCAUCUUCAGCUCAACUUCGGCACGCGGUCGUGUCGAUCGUGCUGACCGGCGCCGUGCUGCUCGGCUUCGCUUCCGCGUCGGCGUCAUCCAGGGCCUCCGUGCUGACAUCCGUGCCGAUAUCCAGGCCGGCAUCGUGGCCGGUUUCCGCGCCGUCGUCACUACACGCCAAUCUCCCGUCUCGACCGCCGUCGCUACCGCCCUCCUCGUCGCUGCUGCUGCCGCGCUCUUCGCCAUCGUCACCCCCUUCGCCUGCGCCCUGCUCUUCGUCUGUCUCGGCCUCUCGGCUGCCCUGUUCUCGCCCCUGCUCUGCGCUGCCGCCUACUACCGAUAUACCCUUCUUGGUCGACGCGGACCGCUUGUUAGCCAUGAACGUGAUCCCUUGCUUCGCGGUCACAUGACGUCGGUCACAUGA
Grosmannia clavigera kw1407 is the source of this 2823-nucleotide messenger RNA. RefSeq names its product microtubule-binding protein. Gene Ontology annotation, biological process: cytoskeleton-dependent intracellular transport; cytoplasmic microtubule organization. Gene Ontology annotation, cellular component: centrosome; cytoplasm. Bases 1 to 2823 code for a protein of 940 amino acids. The transcript has 2 exons. Gene Ontology annotation, molecular function: microtubule binding; dynein light intermediate chain binding. The record is from RefSeq and is a predicted model, not a curated record. NCBI's taxonomy places the organism in Eukaryota, Fungi, Ascomycota, Sordariomycetes, Ophiostomatales, Ophiostomataceae.